This is a messenger RNA of Ceraceosorus bombacis, 1643 nucleotides long. Lineage: Eukaryota; Fungi; Basidiomycota; Exobasidiomycetes; Ceraceosorales; Ceraceosoraceae. The record is from the annotation of a GenBank genome assembly.
AUGGCAGACGCUAAUGUAAGUGUAGUACUGAGCUGAAACGAAUCGGCUGAUACACUUGGCGCUUCGAAUGGGGGGGCCUUCCUACUUGCUCUGCUCGGUCUAGCUACUGUGAGAGGGUCCAGCGCAGCAAGAGCUGCUCUCACGCUCGCUCGGCGUAGAGAUUUGGGGCUGGCACGUGGGCUGCACCGCUUAGAUGACAUGUUCAUCAGGCUGCAGCAUGCUUGGUGGACGUGGGCAGCCGAAACAAAUGAGCAUCAGGAACUCCAAAACGGCAUCGGAUGCGCGGGUAGUCGGCCGAUGACCGAUCCGAGAGCGGUGGCUCCCGAUCACGAAUAGGGAUCACUCAAAGAUGGGUUUGCUACUUUGGCGGAAUGGAGCUAUAGGUAGCAGCCUUCGAGACGGCUUUGCACACGCUUGUCGAGCUGCUUCGGACAAUGCUAGCUGGAUGGCGUCAUUUCUUGGGCCAGGAAAGGAGGGUGGGAGGGAGAAAGAGAGAAAGAGAGGGAGAAGGAAGGGGUGCUCCAGGCGACGACAAUCGAGGUGGGCGGGUGUCGACCAACGUGCAACAGAUUGCUGCCACCACGUGUGGAUUGAGUCAGUGCAAUUGACUGCGCAUCAGCCCUUUAAUGGCUGCGCCUGGGCAUGCCAUCAGAGGAUCACCACAAACACGUGGCGGAACGAGGGCGCACAUCACCAUCCCUCGAGCUGCAUGCACUACACGAUCGUCGUCUGACAUGCUUUGCCGAAACGUUGCGCCUCCCGCUUCUCUUGCGCUUGCUGAGCUUCAGGCGAAUACUUGGUGCUCGGGAGUUGCUGCAGGCGCAAUGAGGGGCCCUCGGCGUUAGGAGCAUGGGACUGGCGUGACCAAGCCUCGCGUCUGACGUCGAGUGAUCACGAGCUCUGCAUGGCUCGUGCUAGGCUACAAAAGCGGCAAUAUCUCGAGCACUCGUGUCUUCCUCUUCACCAAGCGUCCAAACAAGACUACCUGACCUGACCUCUUGCCCAAUAUGUCUUCCCCCGCUUCUCAGGCUGCAUCCACCUCUUCUCCGCCUUCCUCACCUCCUGGCGGCGGCGCAGAUGUGGGAGACUCGAUCAACCCAGAAAUCAUAGACAUGGACAUCUUCAGCCAACUGCUCGAGAUGGACGACGAUGAGGACGAUAGGGAAUUCUCGCGAGAAAUCGUCUGGAAUUACUUUGAUCAGGCUGCGGCUACAUUUGUCAAGAUGGACAAGGCACUGUAAGUCGUCGCGAUGUUGUUGUUGUUCAGGUGCCAAUGGGCAAGCGAAGCGAAGCACGUUGCUUCUCGACUCUGAUGUGCUGAGACAGCUGACCAUUCACCUCCCCUGCUUUGUCUCAUCCGUAGCGAGGAAAAGAGUCUGCUCGAGCUUUCCACCUUGGGUCACUUCUUGAAGGGAUCAUCUGCAGCAGUCGGCGUAUCGAAAGUACGGGACUCCUGCGAAAACAUGCAGCACUACGGCAAGCAAGUGGAGCCUGACGGGGCGACGGAGAUUACGGAAGAAGUCGCUCUGGAGAAAUUGACUGCAACUUUGAAGGAGGUCAAAGUGCAGUACAAGGAAGCAGAGGAGGCGUUGAGGGCAUUUUACAAGGCUCACGAGGGUGACGAUGGCGAUGCAGAUGAUUGA